AUGUCCAACAACCCUUUUACGCCUUCCUAUGGCCAAAGGCGUGAUGGGCCCAAGCCGGCAGAGCUACAAAUCCCCCAAAUACCGAAUUUCCCACUCUCAUCCCCCAUACAUGAAGAGCUACUCACGCCGUUUGAUGAUCUCGACUCCUCUCCGGACCCUUCAAACCCAUUCACGUCGCCAGAGGACGCGAAGGCGGAAACAUUUAGCUCCAACAACCCGUUUUUGAACCCAAAGGAAGGACUAGGCGGCAUAUCGAAACUAAAGGGCCGCUGGGGAUCAGUUAAACAACCUACUCGCGUUAAUGUGACAAGACGGUCACCCAAGCCCGGCUUAAAUUUGGUCACGAACUUUUCUUCGCCUGGUGCGCAGAGCAGGACGUAUCAGUGGGCUGAACAGCAGCAACAACAGCGGCAGGACCAGGAUGGGACAAAACAUUUCAGUGAGGUUGCCGAGAUGGAUGGCCAGUCUAUAUCGACGUCUAGGUCUCUUUCCAGGACAAACUCGAAGAGUCUACGGAUAGAUACUUCUCAGCUCAAACCAAGAUCAAGACCUGCACGCGUGGAAAAGCGUCAGUCUGCUCGAAAAGGCCCUAUACGAUUGUUCCAGAAACCCCUUUCACCAGAGAUAGCUGUCUCACCGUCCGAUAGACCUAUUGUUAUAGGCGUGUCUGUCCCUCUAGGCUCACCGGCUGCUUUAGCGUUUAGCUCGGAUGCAAGGUCCACUCCGGGAAGAGCGAAUAGUAUACAUAGCCUGCGCAGUCACGGAAACACCCCAGUUACUCCAACUAUAGUUGUCACGCCUGCCUGUGAAGAACGACACUGGACAUCAGACAAGAUGGAGGAGGCCGUGCCACCAAGACCUCGGCCAGCGUCAAGUAUUUACUCAACAGCCACUCCCCUGGUAAGAGGUGUUAACAAGUCGGAAGAUAUCCCUCCAGUGCCCGCUCUUCCACCGCCAGGAGCCUAUGGUGGACAGGGGAUAGAUGAUCCGUUUGGAACUAUGGAGGUGAUUUCAGAACGGCGAAGACGGGUGCUUUCAUCUGGGACUUUGUUCGAGGAGGAGGAUUCCCCGUCAAGACAAAUAAAUCGGCCACGAUCGUUUUCCAAUAAAGAAAUCAGCCGUAACGAAGGUGGACUUGUUGCAUCUACUAGCCGGUUCAGUUUGGAGACCAUCUCUCCACGUCGACGAUCUGAAGGUUGGUGGAACUACCUUCUAUCUCCCUUGCUAUCUCGCUCUAGUACAAUGACUACUAUCAACACCCUUCACCGUAACGGAUCUCAGGGUGAUGAUGAAGGACCUCCUCCUGUGCCAGAGUUACCAAACAAUACACGCCUGCAGCUUGCUAUACCAAACAGGCAUGAUGAGCCAACCCUCACAAACAAGGAAUGGCGGGACAAGCAAGUUUCCGUCUUUUCACCCAUCACUCCAGAAACAGCCACGGAAAAAGGGUCUCCCUCCGUUAAAUCCCCUGCUUCGGGCUGGCGAGAACGGUUGGUUUCUGUCUUUUCUCCAAUCACACCCGACAGUGCAGGUACUUCCAAGGAGAAACGUAUACUAAGCAACGUCACUGAAUGGCCGGGUAUGGACCACUGGUACUUCCAACAAGAGAAAAGCCAGAUGAAGGUUGAUACUGGAAAUCUUACCCUUAACACCACUGUGAAAAACAAGGGGAAUGUCACUACUUCACCUAAACACCGUGAAAAUGAGGAGCAUAGGACAUCGCUUUGCUCCGCCGUCACGUCGCAGUCAAUUCCGUUCAUGAUGUCGGAUCCAUCUAGUCACCAUGCGAGUGUCAGCACAGGUGCUAACCAUAGUUCAAGAAAUAUCUCCAAUAAUCAGUCCUUUGCCAGCUACAGCCGGGGUGCUACGAACAAGGACUCCAACCCAAAUAUUUGCAGGACUGAUUCCCACAAAGAUCAAAACACGAAUAACCCGUUCUUUCAACAGUUUGUCGACUCUAUUCGAGGUGAAGACGGUAGAAGACGCUCUGAUUCUGCAUCUACCAUGAUCGAAGAGGAUGAGCCUGAUAUUUCCCCCAACGUCCGCCAUGCAACUGCCACCCCGAUUUUUCACCACACCAUGCCUACGAUGGUAGGAACUCGUGGCCCGCCCGCUCCCAUAGCACCGCCAGCAGCAGCUCGACGAACUAGCGUAUCGAGCUCUGGAUCUGAUUCUUCAUGUUCUCCCGAGCCAACACCGGAGAGGCCAAAAAAUAAGAUUGCUGGUAUAGGAACUAUCAAACGUAAGACGGUUCCAAAGUACCAUGCCAUUCUACCACCAGACAGACAAUCACCACUGGAAUCACCGGGCCCUCUCUCUCCUGAAGCUCAAGCCACGUUGAACUCUGGCGGUAUCCAAAUGAAUGAUGUCCCCUUACCACGUCGGCCGGAUAGGACCUAUCUCCUACCUGCAACCAACGAUUUCCCUCGCCACCCAAAGGUAUCCCCAGUCAUAAUGCAGACACCAAUCAUCCGCCAGACCCCCAAGAUAGGCAUCACCAAAAAGGAUGUCAAGUCCAAAACAGAAAUAAAACAGAAAAAGGUAUCUCGUAAGGAGGUUGUUGGUCAGGACAGCAGUUUCUGGCGUGGCCAAAAGUGUCGAUGCAAGCAGGGCUGUGCUGGGAAUCGAGACUGUGAAGGUAGAAGAAAAAGACGGAAAUGUUGCUGGAUUAUCAUCAUCUUGAUAUUGCUAUUUCUUAUCGGUUUGGGUAUCUUGUUAGGCGUGUUGCUGACGAGGAAAGGUCCGGGCCAGAGCCAGCCUCCAAGACCCCCUGGCUCUGGACCGCAGCCAACGCCUGGACAAGAACCGGGACAGAAGAUGGAAGACGAUCGAUGGUUGAAUCUUACUGGUUACCCACCUAUUCCAACUGGAAUAUCUACCGUUGCUGGCCCGAGUGCUGCCAAUAUCAACUCGGGUUGUAUUGCACCAACAAGUAUGUGGAGCUGCUCUUUGCCAAAGGAGAUGCAGGACGCAAAUAAGCCGUUUGAUGCGGACCAGCCUCGGUUCAAGAUUGAAAUCAAAUUCAAGAACGGGACCUAUCAGCAUAGCACCACCAUAGCAGAUAAAGGGAAGAGAGAGGUACCUACCCUUUCCAACCUUUUCGUUCUUGGAAACUGGGCGAGGAGACAAUACCCCCUUGAACGCAGAGAUGAAUUCACUCCAUCUCCAGCACAACCUAGUGUUGAAGAGCAAUCAUUCCUCGGAAAUACCACUGACAAAACCGCCGCUCCAUUCGAGGGAGAGGAAACGCCCUUUUUCGUAACCGUUUUAGACACUGCUCCGCCAAAAGGUGUUCCUGGAACAGGAAAUAGCGCUCGAUUCCGCCGUAGUGAACCAGAGGGUUUCCCUGACCUGUCCAAAAUCAUCCCUCCGCCAGCUCUUGAUACCGAUGGCACAGCUGCACCAGCAACUCUAUACCCAUUCCCUUCAUCCCAGCCUCUCCGUCUAUACGAUCGUGGCCUACCAACAGAACAUUAUGGGUUUUACACGUACUACGAUCGAUCUAUUUUCCUCAAGUCCUCACGCCCCAUAGGCGAUGGCAAGGAAACCGGGAACAUCCCCAGCGAUCUCGACGGCGGCUCAACGAAAUCCGCUGCCAGCGUACAAUGCACAUGGGCACAAACAAGAUUUCUCGUCCAGAUAUGGACUCAACCAUCUAAAGCCGGAUUGGAACUCAUGUCACCAUCCGGUGAUCCUGGUCCAAAACCACCAUCCUAUGCAGAAGAUUUUAGACGGCCCGGUUCCUUGCCAUACCCGAUCACAAUCACGCUGGACAGACAUGGGGGUGACCCGAAGAAGAAAUUCGUGUACUGCUAUGGCCUAGAUGUGGGUGGGAAGCCGAUCAUGACAAAGAAGAAACUCCAGCUUGAACAUCGUGAUGUUGGUGGCGUGCUUGUUAAUCCUGCACCGGGAAUAUUCAACAUCUCAUCUUCAUCGAAGAACAGCAAACGAGCGGAUGUCCCUGGAAUAGACGGCGGAUCGGGUGGGUGCCACUGCGAAUGGAGAAACUGGCUGAAAGCCUAG
This is a messenger RNA of Trichophyton benhamiae CBS 112371, 4023 nucleotides long. RefSeq lists its product as uncharacterized. The record is from RefSeq and is a predicted model, not a curated record. The transcript has a single exon. NCBI's taxonomy places the organism in Eukaryota, Fungi, Ascomycota, Eurotiomycetes, Onygenales, Arthrodermataceae. Bases 1 to 4023 code for a protein of 1340 amino acids.